AUGAGCAGCACAGCUCUUGUAAAAGACACACUUCGUCGCUCAGAUUCCUAUGAGUCAUGUUAUAAUCGUUCUCUUUUCAAUUUAAACGGAAACCAGACUCUACAAGAAGAUGGUUCGACCAGUAUUUCGGAAAUUUUUUUGCGCCGGAAAAACCAGUCUUUUCUUCAUUUAAACGCGUUUUCAGACUGUUCUUCUGCAUUAUUUUCCAUCUAUGCACCUUUAGGAGAAGAGCCAGAGACUCCUAAGACUUUUUUUGAAAAAAAAGUUGAAAAAAAGGUCCGUUCUUGUUCAUCGCUUCUGUUGACAAAAUUUGGGCUUUUUUUGGCCAAGUUGACUGUUCUUUAUGUCUGGGGAUAUUCUAUUGCAGUUUUUGUGUUUCAUACUCAGACAAAGCAAAAAGCAACGUCUACAUGUAAUUUUCAAAUUUUGACACAUGUUCCUCAUUUCCAGGUGUUUUAUGGUCUUGGUACAGUUCUUUUUGGCCUCUUGAUACCAAUUACAGACUCUAUAACACUCAAACUACGAUGUACACCAAUAUCAAAAAGUGUUUCCCAUACAGAGUCUCAAAAAUCGAGAUGUAUGGAAAUAUCAGAGACAAUUCGUGUAUUUACAACAUCUAUGGGCAUUGUUUAUGCAUUUGCUAAAUUAUCAUGGGUUUUGGAUGUUAAAACUCCUUUAUUUUUAGUCUUUGUUGGAUUUUUUAUGUGGUUCAUUUUUGAUCGUGCACAAACUGGACUUUUUCUUUCUAGUAUAAUGUCUGUUUUGUUUACUAUAGUCAUUUUAUCUUUUCCUUCUGAUAUAUUCAGAAACAAUAACUCGAUGAGUAAAGAAACUAUUAGUAUUAAGUCAUGGGUUUUAGGAUUUCUUUUUUCAAGUUGUAUUACUGCUGGUAACAUUGGACGACGGCUUUUCGGGCAUAUUUGA
This is a messenger RNA of Pneumocystis jirovecii RU7, 924 nucleotides long. RefSeq lists its product as uncharacterized. Gene Ontology annotation, cellular component: endoplasmic reticulum. Bases 1 to 924 code for a protein of 307 amino acids. The record is from RefSeq and is a predicted model, not a curated record. The transcript is spliced from 4 exons. NCBI's taxonomy places the organism in Eukaryota, Fungi, Ascomycota, Pneumocystomycetes, Pneumocystales, Pneumocystaceae. Gene Ontology annotation, biological process: sterol biosynthetic process.